Messenger RNA from Monosiga brevicollis MX1, 3146 nucleotides. RefSeq lists its product as uncharacterized. The transcript has 10 exons. Gene Ontology annotation, molecular function: small GTPase binding; nuclear import signal receptor activity. Bases 126 to 2765 code for a protein of 879 amino acids. The record is from RefSeq and is a predicted model, not a curated record. Lineage: Eukaryota; Choanoflagellata; Craspedida; Salpingoecidae. Gene Ontology annotation, biological process: protein import into nucleus. Gene Ontology annotation, cellular component: nucleus; cytoplasm.
AGCUUGAUCUGGGCACUUGCGUAGGCCAUCUCCGGGAUUCGCUCCGUCUUGGCACUCGUCCACUGGCCAAGCUGCCUCUUUGGCCCGACAGCCGUAACCCAGUUAGCUAUACUGUAGCCGAAGCCAUGUCGGCGGAGCUUGCUCGGGCCCUGAGGGCCAGUCUUUCAGCUGAUGCCAAGGCCCGCCAUGAUGCCUCGGAAUGGCUUGAACAAUACAAGCAAAGCAACCGCGGCGGUUUUAUGCGAGCUCUGGCUCUUGAGCUGCAAAAUGUCGAGCGCAACCAGCAAAUUCGCCAGCAAGCCGGUUUGCAGCUCAAAAACUCCCUCACGGGUCAGCACGACAACGUGCGUGACGAGGACAUUCAAAACUGGAUGAUGAUUUCCCACGAGGACCGCGAAGCCAUCAAGCAGGCCAUCGUGGGCACGCUCGGCACGGAGCAAGGCACCACAUCCACCGCUGCUCAGGUUAUUGCGGCCAUCGCCCUCAUUGAGAUCCCUCAAAACUCGUGGAUGGACGUGGUGCCCAACCUUCUGAACAUGGUCGGCGCCGCGGCGGCCAGUGAGGCCCAAAAAGUGGCUGGCCUUCAAGCUGUGGGCUACAUUACUGAUGAUAUCACCAAAAUUAACCCGGAUUUGCUGACAGCACAUGCCAAUACCCUGUUGACAACCAUCAUGCGGUUGAUCAGCGAGGAUCCAUCAGCUCACGUGAAGAAGGCUGCUGUGGCCACUCUCAACAACUCACUGGAGUUUUGUGAGCAAAACUUUCAGAACGAGGUUGAGCGCAACACCAUCAUGUCUUUCAUCUGCAAUGCCACCCUGCAGCCCGAGGCUGACGUCAAGGUCGCUGCCAUUCAAUGUCUGGUUCGCAUCGUCGACUUGUACUACGAGCAAGUCCACGCCUAUAUGCGCGAGGGUCUCUAUCCCAUCACCAUUGCCGCCAUUCAGUCGGACAACAUGGACGCCGUCAAGCAGGGCAUCGAGUUCUGGACUACCGUUGCCGAUGUCGAAAUCGAACUGCAGGAUGCAGCCGAUGAGGCUCGCGAUCGUGGCGAGACGCCCGAGCACACAAGCAAGCACUACUGCCAGGGUGCACUUGAGCAGCUCCUGCCCAACCUGCUCAAGUCGCUUGCCGUGCAGGACGAGGAUGAUGAUGAGGAUGAAUUCACCGUGUCAAAGGCCGCUGCCGUGUGCCUGGCGUCAUUGUCAGAAUGCUGUGGCGAUCCUGUUUUCAACGCUUGCGUGCCUUUUGUGGAACAGAACUUGGCCAACUCAGAUUGGCGCUUCCGUGAUGCCUCGGUGCUGGCCUUUGGCAACAUUUUGCGUGGUCCCACCCAAGAGACCGUCAAGGCCGUGACCAACCAAGCCCUCCUUCCCCUUUUGGGCUUUGCUCAAGAUCCCUCCACAAUUGUCCAGGACAGUUUGGCCUGGAUGCUGGGUGUUAUUUGCGAUCUUUUCCCUGACAUUGUUCUGCAGCCAGCUGUUCUGCCCUCGGUUCUUGGGGCCAUGUCCCAGGGCUUGCAGAGCGAGCCCCGUGUGGCCGUCAACGUCUGCCAUGCGCUCUGCUUCCUCGUUGAGGGUGCCUAUAUGGUGGCCCUCGACAACCUAGGCCAGCACGAGGAAGAGGUUAACACGAAUGCGCUCUCGAGCUCCCUGGGCCAGAUUCUGCCCGCCCUUUUCACGACCAUUGAUCGCGAUGAUGUGAUGGAGAGCAACCUCCGCUCCGCCGCCUAUGAGGCCUUGGCGGCUGGCCUGCAGUUCUCUCCUUCGGACUGCUACAAUCUGGUGAUCCAGGCUAUCGAGUCGGUUCUGUCCCGUCUUCAGUCCACUGUCACCAUGUCCGUGUCCUCCCAAGACGACAUGCGUCAGUUUGCCGAGGUCAUGUCGGGUCUUCUUUCCGUUCUCCAGACGGGCAUUCGCCGCCUGGGCCAGCAAGAUUUGCAAAUGGUGGCUGGUUCUAUUGUGGAGCUUCUGGUCCAAGUGCUGUCCUCGCGCCAAUACGACAGCAGCAGUGUCGUCGAGGAUGCUCUAGUGACGCUGGACGCGCUGGUGGAAGGUUGCCAAGCCAACUUUGAGCCAUUUGUAGAACGCGUCAAGCCGUUUGUGUUGGAAGCGAUUCGCCAAGUGCAGCACGGCGAUACUUGCUUUGUGGCCGUGGGUUUGGCUGGUGAUAUUUGCCGACAGCUGGGCGAGAAGUGCCUGCCCCACUGCCCCGAUUUUAUGAACGAGCUGCUGCAGGCGCUCAUGGCUUCGGAGGUGGACCGCAAGGUCAAGCCUGCCGUGCUUUCUGCGUUUAACGACGUGGCGCUGGCCAUUGGCCCCAACUUUGGUCAGUUUUUGGGCGUUGUAUUCAACGUGCUGGCACAGGCGUCUCAAGCUGCCGUGGAUCCGGAGGAUGAUGACGAGGACACGAUCGAGUUUUUGAACGAACUGCGUACGGGUCUGCUGGAGGCAUACACUGGCAUUGUCCAAGCCAUGGCGGGCGAGUCGAUGCAGCUGACGCCGGCACUUUCGGAGAUGGGCCCACAGUUGCAAGGACUGCUCAACUUUAUGAUGCAGAUUGCAGAACGGGAAAUGUCGGACGAGGUUGUGCGUCUUAGCUGCGGCAUGAUCGGGGAUCUGUCGCAGGUAUUUGGCAAGGCCAUCGGCCCUUACCUGGCCCCACAAUAUCUCCAGGUGUUGAAUGGUCGUGCCAUCGCCUCUGCCGAUGAGGCCACCCGUACCAUGGGCAAGUACAUGAUGCACCAUGCUGCCAAGGCCCGGGCAUAAGCUUUGUUUGUGGCUGGAAUGUCCAGCGCAUUUUCUUCCAUUCUUUCUUGUACCUCUCCUAUCGUGUCUGAUAAAUUUCCUGCCCGCUGGCUUGUGGUUGUGCCAAUUCCUCUUUGUCUCGGAAUGGGCAGGGAGAAAGCUUUUUAUGUCUUCUCUACAUUUGGUCUGUGCCCGCCUAAUUUCCAUUUUUCCCGCCAUGUCUCCACCAUGUCAUGUCAAUUCUUGCGUACGGUUUCCCAACCCCCCCCCCUUUUUUUCUAAUGGCGGGGGUUCAUGCUGUUUUGUUGUGCCUGAUGCCUUUCCUGCCUAUCGUGUCUUUUGGGUUGUGCCUGCCUUGUUUCGAGUCGAUGUCUCUAGUCAACAAUCAGCAUCACUUCUUGG